CCGAGGGGAUAGCUCGGCCUCGGGAGGGGGCUGCCCCGCCGCGUCCCCUGCCCCUGCCUUCCCCUGCACCAAGGCAAAGUCCCGUCUGCAAGGUCCAGGUACCAGCAACCGAUGCUGCUCGGGGCCGGGAGCCAACAGGGCUCACUAAUAAUGAUCCCGGACACUGACUGGAAGGCCGGCUUCUGGGUGAAGUAGUUCCUCGUCGUGGCCUGGCAGAGCCCAGCACCUUUCUCAGCUGAAGUGGCUCCAGAGCUCAUGGAACCUUCCGCCACUCCCGGGGUCCAGCCAGGAGUCCCCACUGGCAGCAGGGAACCCUUCCACCUCCCUCCAGACUACGAGGAUGAGUUCCUCCGCUACCUGUGGCGCGAUUAUCUCUACCCGAAGCAGUAUGAGUGGGUUCUCAUUGCGGCCUACGUGGCUGUUUUCCUCAUAGCCUUGGUGGGCAACACACUGGUCUGCCUGGCUGUAUGGCGGAACCACCACAUGAGGACAGUCACCAACUACUUCAUUGUCAACCUGUCGCUGGCAGAUGUGCUGGUGACUGCCAUCUGCCUGCCUGCCAGUCUGUUAGUGGACAUCACUGAGUCGUGGCUCUUCGGCCAUGCCUUGUGCAAGGUCAUUCCCUACCUACAGGCCGUGUCCGUGUCGGUGGCAGUGCUGACGCUCAGCUUCAUCGCCCUGGACCGCUGGUAUGCCAUCUGCCAUCCGUUGAUGUUCAAGAGUACAGCUCGCCGGGCCCGUGGCUCCAUUCUGGGCAUCUGGGCUGUGUCGCUGGCUGUCAUGGUGCCCCAGGCUGCUGUCAUGGAGUGCAGCAGUGUACUGCCCGAGCUAGCCAACCGCACCCGGCUCUUCUCUGUCUGUGAUGAACACUGGGCAGAUGAACUUUACCCCAAGAUCUACCACAGCUGCUUCUUCAUUGUCACCUACCUGGCCCCACUGGGCCUCAUGGCCAUGGCCUACUUCCAGAUCUUCCGCAAGCUCUGGGGCCGCCAGAUCCCUGGAACCACAUCAGCCUUGGUGCGGAACUGGAAGCGGCCCUCAGAGCAACUGGAAGCUCAGCACCAGGGACUGUGCACAGAGCCCCAACCCCGGGCCAGAGCCUUCCUGGCUGAGGUGAAGCAGAUGCGAGCUCGGAGGAAGACGGCUAAGAUGCUAAUGGUGGUUCUGCUGGUCUUUGCACUCUGCUAUCUGCCCAUCAGUGUCCUCAAUGUCCUGAAGAGAGUGUUCGGGAUGUUCCGCCAAGCCAGCGACCGGGAAGCUGUCUAUGCCUGCUUUACCUUCUCCCACUGGCUGGUGUAUGCCAACAGUGCCGCCAACCCCAUCAUCUAUAACUUCCUCAGUGGCAAAUUUCGGGAGCAGUUUAAGGCCGCCUUCUCCUGCUGCCUGCCUGGGCUGGGUCCCCGCUCCUCUGCCAGACACAAGUCCAUGUCCUUGCAGAGCCGAUGUUCUGUCUCCAAAGUCUCUGAGCAUGUCGUGCUGACCAGCGUCACCACAGUGCUGUCCUAAGUGGGGCCUGGCCCAGGGCCUCCGGGAGGCACAGCUUGAUCCUUUGCCCGGGAUCCGCCCCAGCGCUCACGAAAAGACGUCUGCUGCUUGGUGAGAGGCUAAGACUCCAGCCCUGGCUUUCUGCCUGGGUGACUCAGCCAGAGUCAUUCCCUCUCUGAGGUUGUGUCCCCUAAGCAGGGCUGAUAGGGGACUUAAGCACACUCAAGAAAGCAAAGAGCGUUGUAAGUCAUUUGCGCUGUGGACAUAGUUACUGUCGUACCUGCCUCGUGUGGCUGUACCCUACAGUGUCACCCCACCCUUUCAGAGCUUGGCUUUCCUCCCAAAGACCUACUCAAUUACAGGCCUUCCCUGGCUGGACUCUGGUCCAAAGGUCCCCACAGGCAUAGUCACCUGGCCUGGAGGCCACCGAGACCCGGGUCACACAUGGCCAGCUACUCUGAUGUCCCUGUGAACUAAUUGGGGGCCAGCCCUUCUCAGUGGGCUCUGAAAUACAGCCCGCCCUCUCCAGGUGUGGACUGCACGCACCACAGGCUGGAUCUCGUUGGCAUUGUGGAGUGUGGCUGUU
Microtus oregoni (creeping vole) is the source of this 2071-nucleotide messenger RNA. RefSeq names its product hypocretin receptor 1 (gene Hcrtr1). Gene Ontology annotation, cellular component: membrane. Lineage: Eukaryota; Metazoa; Chordata; Mammalia; Rodentia; Cricetidae. Gene Ontology annotation, molecular function: orexin receptor activity. The record is from RefSeq and is a predicted model, not a curated record. Bases 256 to 1506 code for a protein of 416 amino acids. Gene Ontology annotation, biological process: feeding behavior; G protein-coupled receptor signaling pathway. The transcript is spliced from 9 exons.